AUGGAUACGGAUUUGUAUGAUGAAUUUGGCAAUUAUGUAGGACCUGAAUUGGAUUCGGAUGAUGAGGAAGAAGAAGAUACUCUUGCUUCGGGCAUUCAAAAAUUGGAUGGUGAUGGAAAGGAGGAAGAGGAGGAUGAUGAGGCAAUGAAUGAAGAUGCCGAUCAAAUACCGUCGAAUCAGAUCGUAUUGCACGAAGAUAAGAAAUAUUAUGCGACAGCGGUAGAAAUUUAUGGAGAGGACGUUGAAACAAUUGUGCAAGAAGAAGAUGCCCAACCCUUAACGGAACCAAUCAUAAAACCUGUAAAACAAAGGAAAUUUCAAGCACUCGAGCAUGCUUUACCGGAAACAACAUACAGUAAGGAGUAUCUUGCUGAUCUGAUGGACUGUCCUCAUGUUAUGCGGAACAUUGCAAUUGUUGGUCAUCUCCAUCACGGAAAAACUACUUUCAUAGACUGUUUAAUGGAACAGACACAUCCAGAAUUUGUUCGUGGUGAAGAUUCAGAUACUCGUUAUACGGACACUUUAUUCAUUGAGCAGCAACGCGGUUGCAGUAUUAAAGCUACACCAAUUACUAUUGUCAUGCAAGAUUCACGUCAAAAAAGCUUCCUGUUGAAUAUAAUCGAUACACCAGGGCAUGUCAAUUUUUCGGAUGAAGUAACGGCAGCAUAUCGUUUAAGUGACGGUGCAGUAGUUGUCGUAGAUGCACAUGAGGGAGUUAUGUUACAAACUGAAAGAGCAAUUCGGCACGCUGUGCAAGAGCGCUUACCGGUUACUGUCUGCAUAAACAAAAUUGAUCGGUUGAUAUUAGAGCUGAAAUUGCCUCCCACAGAUGCUUAUUAUAAACUUCGUUUUGUUCUGGACCAAAUCAAUAGUUUACUUCAAACUUUCAGCGAUGAGAAUGAAGCAGUGAAGAUUUCACCUUUGCUUAACAACGUGGUUUUCUCUAGUUCUAGAUACAACAUAUGCUUUUCGUUAAGAAGUUUCGCUGAACUUUAUUCCAAUAAUUAUGGAACAUUUAGUGGAGAGGAAUUUGCAAGACGCUUGUGGGGAGAUCAGUAUUUUGACAAAAAAACCCGGAAAUUUGUGAAAAAACCGCCACAUCAAGGGGCUUCACGAUCGUUUGUAGAAUUUGUUCUUGAGCCGCUUUAUAAAAUAUUUUCUCAGGUUGUUGGUGAUGUGGAUACAUGCCUACCAUCAAUGAUGGCUGAACUGAAUAUCAAAUUAACCAAAGAAGAGCAACGAAUGAAUGUACGACCACUAAUUGCCCUGAUUUGUCGUCGUUUCUUCGGCGAUUUUAACUCCUUUGUCGACCUCGUUACGCAAAAUAUCAAAUCACCAUCAGAUAAUGCAAACACGAAAGUGGAACAUACUUAUUUAGGACCGAUGGACAGCAAGUUGGCUCAGGCACUCAUGAAAUGUGAUGCUUAUGGUCCUCUUAUGGUCCAUACUACAAAGAAUUAUGCAACAACUGAUGCUACAUCAUUCCACGUUUUUGGUCGAAUUAUCAGUGGAACAUUACAUGCUGGACAAGACGUUCGAAUUCUUGGUGAAAAUUAUAGUAUUCAAGAUGAAGAAGACUGUAGGAUUAUGACUGUGGGUCGCUUAUGGAUAAGCGUUGCGAGGUAUUCAAUGGAAGUAUCUCGUGUUCCAGCUGGAAAUUGGGUAUUGAUUGAAGGGAUCGAUCAACCAAUUGUGAAAACGUCAACUAUAAUACAAGUUGAAUAUGACGAAGAUGUUUACAUAUUCCGACCUUUGAAAUUUAACACGAAGUCAGUUGUCAAACUCGCAGUGGAACCCAUUAAUCCUUCAGAGCUUCCAAAAAUGCUCGACGGUUUGCGUAAAGUGAACAAAUCAUAUCCAUUACUAACAACUCGUGUUGAAGAGUCUGGAGAACAUGUUAUGCUGGGUACGGGAGAGCUUUAUAUGGACUGCGUAAUGCAUGAUAUGCGGAAGGUGUUUUCGGAAAUUGAUAUAAAAGUGGCUGAUCCUGUUGUCUCGUUCUGUGAAACCGUUGUUGAAACAUCAUCACUGAAAUGCUUUGCCGAAACGCCUAAUAAAAAAAAUAAAUUAACAAUGAUAGCCGAGCCAUUGGAGAAAGGUCUUGCGGAGGACAUCGAAAACGAAGUAGUCCAAAUUGGAUGGAAUAGAAAACGUCUCGGUGAAUUUUUCCAGACGAAGUAUGAUUGGGAUUUGUUAGCAGCACGAAGCAUUUGGGCUUUUGGUCCAGACACAACUGGACCAAACGUACUUCUCGAUGAUACUUUGCCAUCAGAAGUUGAUAAACAGCUGUUGGGGACAGUUCGUGAAUCACUUGUGCAAGGUUUUCAAUGGGCUACACGUGAGGGACCACUUUGUGAAGAACCAAUACGUAAUGUCAAGUUCAAGAUGUUGGAUGCAGUGAUUGCAAAUGAGCCAUUAUACCGUGGCGGUGGUCAGAUCAUUCCAACAGCUCGUCGAUGCGCUUACUCCGCUUUUCUGAUGGCUACUCCUCGUUUAAUGGAACCAUAUUAUUUUGUGGAAGUAACAGCACCAGCAGAUUGUGUUAGUUCGGUGUAUACAGUAUUGGCAAAACGACGUGGUCACGUGACUACUGAUGCACCUAUUCCUGGAUCACCACUUUAUACAAUCAAAGCUUACAUACCUGUCAUCGAUUCAUUUGGUUUCGAAACUGAUUUGAGAACUCAUACUCAAGGACAGGCAUUUUGUUUAGCUGUUUUCAGUCACUGGCAGAUAGUACCAGGCGAUCCAUUAGAUAAAAGUAUCGUGAUAAGGCCUCUGGAACUCCAGCCUGCACCCCAUUUAGCUCGUGAAUUCAUGAUAAAGACCAGGCGUCGAAAAGGUCUUAGCGAAGAUGUUUCGGUGAACAAAUUCUUUGAUGAUCCUAUGCUUUUGGAAUUGGCGAAACAACAGGAUGUUUUCAGCUAUACCAACUUUUAA
Messenger RNA from Brugia malayi, 2937 nucleotides. RefSeq lists its product as uncharacterized. Gene Ontology annotation, molecular function: U5 snRNA binding; GTP binding; translation elongation factor activity. The transcript is spliced from 21 exons. The record is from RefSeq and is a predicted model, not a curated record. NCBI's taxonomy places the organism in Eukaryota, Metazoa, Nematoda, Chromadorea, Rhabditida, Onchocercidae. Gene Ontology annotation, cellular component: cytosol; U2-type catalytic step 2 spliceosome; U4/U6 x U5 tri-snRNP complex. Gene Ontology annotation, biological process: mRNA splicing, via spliceosome. Bases 1 to 2937 code for a protein of 978 amino acids.